Solanum dulcamara is the source of this 876-nucleotide messenger RNA. RefSeq lists its product as uncharacterized. Lineage: Eukaryota; Viridiplantae; Streptophyta; Magnoliopsida; Solanales; Solanaceae. Gene Ontology annotation, biological process: defense response. The record is from RefSeq and is a predicted model, not a curated record. The transcript has a single exon.
AUGAUUUUGACUCCACGUGUUAUAAAUGGUGAAAUAUUUGACGGCGCUUAUUAUUUGGCCCAAGCACCGUCAAAUAUUCUCGCAUCUCAACCUCAUUUCCCGCAUCUCCUUUCUGCUUCCCCUAACAACAACCAUAUUCUCGAAAUCACUCUCAUUUCUGUCCAAGAUCUAUCUCCCGUAUGCAAAUCCCUUCGUACAUAUGCCCUAACUUGGGUAAAUCCCAAUCGUAAACGCACCACCCAUGUUGACAAUCAAGGUCACAACAAUCCCAAUUGGAAUGACAAGUUCUCGUUUUGUGUAGACGAAUUCCUUAAAUCUGAAUCCUCAGCUGUUCAUGUUGAAAUUUACACCGUUUCAUGGUUUCGCGAUAUUCUUGUAGGAACUGUUAAAGUUAUUCUCAAAAAUCUCAUCAAUCGUUUCGAUAACAACACCAACAAUCACAACAAAAAAUUUGUAGCUCUUCAAAUCCGUCGUCCUUCUGGUAAUCCACAAGGAAUACUCAAUAUAGGUGUAGCUAUUAUUGACAAAUCAAAACGGAGUAUGCCUCUAUUCAAUGAAAUUACGCCUUUAUCAUUGGAUCAUAGAGACAUUUUAGACAGGAUCAAUGAUAUUAAUGCUCAAGAUCAAAUGAUCAACAACGAUGACAACAAUCAAAACGAUGAGAAAUUGCGAAUAAAUGACAAAAUUCAAAUGUAGUAAUCACAUAGCCUAGGUUAUUCAGAGGUUAACAACGGAGAAUUUCCCAAUCAAGCACGCUCAAUCAUAAACGGAACAGGAACAACGAGGAAGAACACGGAGGAAAACAGACGAAGGAUUGUAUUCAUGAUUUGGAAAUACAUAUUGUUUCGAAUUCACAAUUGUAUGUGGAUCAGGUAA